Sciurus carolinensis (gray squirrel) is the source of this 951-nucleotide messenger RNA. RefSeq lists its product as uncharacterized. The transcript is spliced from 3 exons. The record is from RefSeq and is a predicted model, not a curated record. Lineage: Eukaryota; Metazoa; Chordata; Mammalia; Rodentia; Sciuridae. The coding region runs from base 1 to 774 and encodes 257 amino acids.
AUGGGUGUUAAAUGGGUGUUUAAUGAGUCGGCCUCCUCUCAACUCCCUCAGCUGCGGAGUUUAUUCCCUGAGGACUUUCUUCUCCCUCAGGUCCCCAAAUCCUCCCUCAUUCCUAAUCCUUUCAACGCCCUUGCUUUAAUAAUUCCGCUUGCACUCCCAUCCACACACGUCGGGUGGCCAGUUUCCCUGCCGCCCAACCCUUCUCUCCUCGCACCCCGUCCUCCCCACUGUCUCCACGCCCACCCCAAAACCCACCCCCAAGCCUCCUCGGUUUUUCGGGAGACCGACGCGGCGUCCCGCCUCCUUGCCUUCCUUUCCUGGACCGAAUUCCUAGCCGGGGCCCGGCGUCUGGUCGCCAAAGUGCUGGUGCCAGGGUCCUGUGGAAGCUGCGGGCGGGUGCCGAGGCUGCCGGGUGAAACUGGAAGGCGGGGCGACGAAUGCGAGAGAACGCGGCUAUUGGUCGACCGCUCUAGCAGUGGCAGCCGUGGCGAAGGAGGGUGUACACCCCGAGCUCUUCCAAGCUUGCUGGGCAAGUUGGUCUGUACCCGGCGAAGCGCGACUGCGAAGCUUUUCCCGGCCCUUUGUGAUGGGAAAAGGACGCCGGCGGAGGGGAAGAUGAUUCGUGAAAUGAAUUGUAAAAUUGGCAACUAUGUAAUUAAAAAGCAUUGGAAAUCGCUUGGUUUUAAAUUAUAUCAAAAACUUAUAAAUGGCUCGUACUUCUCGGUCUCUGCUGAAAUUCCUGAUUUUCAGGAGCAUUUGGGUUUGGUAUAUUAAUGUUUCUGUAUCAAGGUUUGGGCCUUCGUCAAUGAUGAACGUGCCUUGAAUUUGGCUUGAAAGGGAUUUUUAGGUUGUGGAACAGGUUUGCAGAGGAAAGAUUUUUGAAAUACAUUUGCACACACAGCUUUUUAAUGGAAAUGUACUGAAGUGCGUGUUAGAAGCCUAAGAGCUAUA